Molecule: messenger RNA, 1419 nt
Organism: Ipomoea triloba (trilobed morning glory)
Lineage: Eukaryota; Viridiplantae; Streptophyta; Magnoliopsida; Solanales; Convolvulaceae
Product: 11-beta-hydroxysteroid dehydrogenase-like 5
Exons: 6
Coding region: 237-1307 (356 amino acids)
Molecular function (GO): oxidoreductase activity
Source: RefSeq, a predicted model, not a curated record
UGUAAUGCACUCGGAGUUGAUGACAGUAACACGUGUUAACCGCCCUUCCCUGCAUGCACAGCUAUUGUGUUGAUCGUCUAGCAAUACUACAUGUCAACCCAACUCACAAUACAACACCAAGAACCGUUCUUCUGCCUCUGUCUUCCAAUUAUCUCAAUAUCUCAUCUUUUCUACUCUCUCUCUUGAAAGAAGAAAAAUCAAAAGGCCAGCAAGAGAAAGCUAAUUAAUUAAUUAAAAUGAUGGAUUUGGUGAACUCAGUUCUGAACUUGGUGGUGCCGCCGGCGAGCUUGGUGAUGCUGGCGUUGGCAUGGCCGACUUUGAGUUUCAUCAGCGCCUGUGAGUGGCUUUACAACCUUUUCUACGGGGAGGAGAUCAUGGAGGACAAGGUGGUCGUCAUCACCGGAGCUUCCUCUGGUAUUGGAGAGCAAAUUGCAUACGAGUAUGCAAAAAGGAGAGCCAACCUGGUGUUAGUAGCACGAAGAGAGAACAGACUGCGGGGGAUCAGUGAGAACGCUAGGCUGCUGGGUGCAAAGAAUGUGUUGAUCACAGCCGCAGAUGUUGUCAAGGAAGAAGACUGUAGGAAAUUCAUCCUUGAGACUAUCAACUUCUAUGGCCGCUUGGAUCAUCUUGUGAAUACAGCAAGCUUGGGACAUACCUUUUACUUUGAGGAAGCAUCUGACACAACCGUCUUUCCCAUUUUAAUGGAUAUAAACUUCUGGGGAAAUGUUUAUCCUACAUAUGUAGCCCUUCCAUAUCUGCGCCAAAGCAGAGGUCGAGUCAUAGUGAAUGCAUCAGUGGAGAAUUGGUUGCCUUUGCCAAGAAUGAGCUUAUAUUCCGCAGCAAAAGCAGGGCUAGUAAAUUUGUACGAGACACUGAGGUUUGAGGUGGGGAACAGCAUCGGAAUCACAGUAGCAACUCAUGGGUGGAUCGGGACUGAAAUGGCGAGAGGGAAAAUCAUGGUGGAGGAAGGCGCAGAGAUGCAAUGGAAAGAAGAAAGAGAAGUACACGCAACUGGGCCGGUGGAGGAGUUUGCGAAGCUGAUAGUGUCAGGGGCAUGCCGUGGGGAUGAAUACGUGAAGUACCCAAGCUGGUACGACACUUUCCUUCUCUAUAGGGUCUUUUGUCCGAACGUCCUAAAUUGGACGUUUCGCCUCCUCUUUGACAACCUUAGUGCAAGAACAACUUCUUUCAUCGGGACCGGGAGACCUGUAACGAUGGAAUCAUCAUCUUCCUCACCAAUGAGAUUGGAAGCACCUUCUCCCGCCGGAAGACCUGUUAUUGUCCUUCAACAGCACAAGAUGGAAUGAAUGAAUUGAUCCAAGCCGCAGCAUGCCGGGAUGCCACAGUAUGAUUAGUUAGUUUCGUUUUAUGUCGUUGGUUUGGUUUAGUUUAGUUUGAUGCAGUUUAGGUUUAAUUUGU